Oncorhynchus masou masou (cherry salmon) is the source of this 1530-nucleotide messenger RNA. Its product is annotated as NADPH oxidase activator 1-like. Gene Ontology annotation, molecular function: protein binding; superoxide-generating NADPH oxidase activator activity. The transcript is spliced from 13 exons. The record is from RefSeq and is a predicted model, not a curated record. Bases 1 to 1530 code for a protein of 509 amino acids. NCBI's taxonomy places the organism in Eukaryota, Metazoa, Chordata, Actinopteri, Salmoniformes, Salmonidae. Gene Ontology annotation, biological process: superoxide anion generation.
AUGUUGUACACAGAGCUGCUGCGGUUGUGGGAUGAAGCAGUGAAGGCAGUGGAUGCCAGAGACUGGCAGGGAGCCCUGUCUAAACUGAACCAGAUCACUGAACCUACCUCCCGUACUCUGUUUCUGACUGCCUCGGCUCACCUUGCCCUGGGGCAGCUGGAGCCUGCAAUCCAGGCUUUAGACCAGACCAUAGCCAAGGAUGAGCGACUUGCAGUUGGCUUUUUCCAAAGAGCUGGAACACUCAUAAUGGCUAGCAGGCUGGAGGAGGCUCUGAAUGACUGUAUCUCGGCUCAGAAACACAUGAGAGGGAACGUGGUCAUUGACUACAGACAGCUGGGGCUGCGCUACAAGCUCUACAGCUGGCAGGUCUUGUAUAACGCAGCAGCUGUCCACUCCAGGUUGAACCAGUUGGACAAAGCCAGAGACAUCCUGCUCUCAGCCUCCCAGGAGAAAGGUGGAGGGGGGCGAGGACUGAACGUGGAGGUGGCUUUACACAGUAUCUCUAAGGGAGAGGUGCUGCCCAUCCUCCUGGUGCCAGAGGGAGAGGUGUUCCGGCCCAGGAAACAGAACGUAGAACAGCUGGGACAGAGAGACUUCCUGGGCAAACCAAUGGUAAUUUCCUCAAUGAUUCCCAAUGAUGACUUUGGUGGAUUUGAACCUCUCAGGACCAAUAAACCGGGAUACUACGAGCCCAAGGUGGAUGGAGUGGAGGAAUCUCGCUACAUGCGUCUGCGUAACCCCUACAUGUCCCAAGCCCCUGGGCAGCUGACGGUGCCUGGGGGAGCCAUAGUGUUUCUUUUCAGUGAUGCAGACAGAGAUGGACUGGCCAUGGUCAUACAUGAUGGACAGAAAGGACUUGUCCCCAUGACCCUGCUGGACCCAGUGGAUGUCAACAAGUUCAAAGGCAGAAAAAACAAUAAAAGUAUUCCCAGUGGAAUCCCCCUCCCACCGGGGCUCAAGCCGCCCACUCGCCCACAGAGCCAGCUUAGCCACGAAGAACCUCCACAGGAGAGGCCUGAUAGAGAGGCAUCUCCACCCUCCUACCUACCAACCACCUCCACCCCACCACCCAGGUACCCAUCCACGGUGGACAGUCCUACUGAGCUGGUGAGUAAAGGCUCUGACUUCAUCUUGAGAGGAAGCGUGAUUGUUACAGUUGAGCUCAACAAACAGAAGGUAAUGCUACGUCUCUAUAACGUGAAAGGCAACCAUCCAGCAUCGCUAGGACGCACAUGGCAGGGAAAAGAUCAAACUAAACUGUCAGGAAAUUCAAAUGGUUGCAAAAGAGGACACAACUGUACCAUUCUCUACCAGAUGGUGGCACUGUACGACUAUGCAGCUGAGGGACCAGAGGAUUUGGAGUUCAGUGAGGGAGACACUAUUGACAUUCUCAGUGAAGUCAAUGAAGAGUGGCUGGAGGGUCACUGUGCUGGUAACAUUGGCAUCUUCCCCAGCCUUUUUGCCUACCGGGAAGGAGAGGCCCCCUCAACCAUUGAUCGGAUGACCCUGUUGCUAUCAAACAAGGAAUAG